AUGUCGGGCCUGAAAUUCCCUUGCCCACCCCCUUAUGUGGCCGCAGCUGCCUCCACUACCUCGCCAAACAAGGAGAAGGGGCCUGACCCCCCAGUGAGAUCCCAGAUGAGAGUGGAGUAUCCCCCCCUGCCCCGAGAAGGAGCCGCCGAGAAGGAACCCCCUGUGUCACCUGACUCUUCCAGUUCUGGUGAGGGGGAUAGGAAAGGGACCACCCUUGAUGAGCUCCCCCUCAGCCCUCCCCACACUCGUUCGGGAGCUCAGUUUAGUGAAAGCCGACUGGCUGCCCUGUUACCGCUUAGGGAGGUGGGAGAAACGGACUCCCAUGGGCUGAGCCUAAGGACUUAUGUUCCUUUCACCACCUCGGAUUUAUACAAUUGGAAGAAUCAGAAUCCCCCCUUUUUGCAGAACCCCCAGGGGCUGAUAACUUUACUGGAGUCUGUAUUCUACACUCACCAGCCCACCUGGGAUGACUGCCAGCAACUACUAAAUACCCUGUUUACCAGAGAGGAGAGAGAGAGAAUAAAGACUGAAGGGAGAAAGCAAGUUCUUGACGGCCAUGGGGAGCCGGUUACAGAUUCAGCCCUGAUUGACACCGUCUUCCCCUUGGCCCGCCCUAAUUGGAACCACAAUUCGAUGUCAGGAAGGGAGGCUCUUGACCAUUACCGCCAGGUUCUCCUGAGAGGCAUUCGGGCUGCCGCUCGAAAGCCUACCAAUCUCUCUAAGGUGACCGAGACCAAACAAGGGCCAAAUGAGAGUCCGGCGGCUUUCCUCGAGCGACUAUGUGAGGCCUAUAGGACGUAUACAUCUAUAGAUCCUGAUGCUCUGGCAAAUCAGGCAGCCCUUGUGGUCCAAUUUGUAGCUCAGUCAGCCCCAGACAUCAGGAAAAAAUUACAGAAACUAGAAGGCUUUGAAGGGAAGUCUCUUUCUGAGCUGCUGGCUAUAGCCCAGAGGGUUUUUGAAAACCGAGAGGACCCAUCACAGGCCCUGACCCAGAAGAUGGCCAAGCCCUGGGUAACACUAACCGUGGGGGGCAAGCCUGUUGACUUCUUGGUAGAUACUGGGGCCACCCACUCUGUCCUCCUAGAGCCUGAAGGCCCAUUGUCCUCCCGAAUAACAGCUAUUGUGGGGGCAACUGGGAAACUGAAAUCUUACCCUUGGUCCCAGGCCCGCAUCACCAACAUAGGAGAGAAAACGGUCACUCAUUCCUUCCUUGUCAUCCCUGAAUGCCCCGAGCCACUCCUGGGAAGGGACCUCCUCCAAAAGUUAAAGGCCACUAUCUCCUUCACAGAGGAGGGCCCCCAAGUCAAAACGGGGGAAGGAAAAAUUCUUGUUACGUUCCCGCUUGAAGAAGAGUACAGGUUACUCGAUGAGCCUUCCCCGGGGAUGGAAUCUGACCUCAUAGCAAAGUGGCACCAGGAGAUCCCGGAGGUAUGGGCUGAAACGAAUCCGCCAGGCUUCGCAGGGCACCGGCCCCCAAUAGUCGUCCAACUCCUGAGCACUGCUCUGCCAGUCCGUGUCCGCCAGUAUCAAAUCAGUGGAAAAGCCAGGGUGGGGAUCUCCAAACAUAUCAAGAGGCUUAAAGAAGCAGGAAUCUCAGUCCCGUGCCAAUCGGCCUGGAACACUCCACUCCUACCUGUGCAAAAACCAGGCAUAGAGGACUUCAGGCCAGUCCAGGACUUAAGGGAAGUCAAUAAGCUGGUAGAGACAAUACACCCAACUGUUCCAAACCCCUACACCCUGCUCAGCCUCCCUAAACCAGACCAACAAUUUUAUUCAGUGCUGGAUUUAAAGGAUGCAUACUUCUGCCUCCCCUUAGCAUCCCAGAGUCAGCCCAUUUUCGCAUUUGAGUGGGUAGACCCAGAGAGAGGGGACUCAGGACAACUGACUUGGACACGCUUGCCCCAGGGGUUCAAGAACUCUCCCACUCUCUUCGAUGAGGCUCUAAGUCAGGAUCUCCAGGACUUCAGAGCCAGGCAUCCGGAGGCCACAUUACUCCAGUAUGUGGACGACCUCCUCCUGGCUGCCUCAUCUUUAUCGGAGUGUCAAGAAGUCACCCGGGACUUACUAAAAACUCUAGGGAGCCUCGGCUACCGAGUCUCAGCUAAAAAGGCCCAACUCUGCAAGACUGAGGUUACAUAUUUGGGGUACCAUCUUCGCCGAGGAGAGCGCACCCUCUCUCAGAGCCGGAUUCAAGCCAUCCUGUAGAUCCCCACUCCAACCACCAAAAGGCAAGUACGGGAGUUCCUUGGGGCUGUCGGGUACUGUAGACUGUGGAUCUUAGGCUUUGCAGAGAUUGCUAAGCCACUGUACACCGCCACUGGGGGAAAGGAUCCAGCCCUUACCUGGACUACAGCAGAAGAAGCAGCAUUCAACGCACUCAAGACAGCAUUGGUGAGUGCCCCUGCUUUGACCCUGCCAGACCUUGAAAAACCAUUUCACUUGUUUGUAGCUGAGUCCCGGGGAGUAGCGAAGGGGGUGCUAACCCAGACACUAGGUCCCUGGAGACGGCCAGUUGCCUACUUGUCAAAAAGACUGGACCCUGUGGCUGCUGGGUGGCCCGGGUGCUUACGCGCCAUUGCGGCCACAGCCACCCUGGUAAAGGAGGCAUCAAAGUUGACUUUUGGCCAGAACCUUCAAGUUACGGCUCCCCACAAUGUGGAACAGCUAUUACGGGCCCCCCCAGAAAGGUGGCUUUCAAAUGCUCGAAUAACCCAGUAUCAAGUCCUCCUUCUUGAUCCUCCAAGAAUAAGUUUCCUCCAAACUGCCGCCUUAAACCCUGCCACGUUGCUGCCAGAGCCUAGAGAGGAUGCCCCACUCCAUGAUUGCGGCGAGAUACUCACGUCCCUGACUUCUCUAAGGGCGGAUCUCACUGACAUCCCUCUACCCGAGGCCGAUGAGACCCUCUUUACAGAUGGGAGCAGUUUUGUGGAAGAGGGCACCCGAUAUGCAGGAGCGGCCGUAGUCACUCUGGAAACUGUCAUCUGGGCGCAAGCCCUAGGACAUGGGACUUCUGCUCAAAGGGCUGAAUUGAUUGCCCUAACCCAGGCGCUCCGAUGGGGAAAGGGAAAGAGAGUCAAUAUCUACACGGACAGUAGGUAUGCCUUUGCCACUGUUCAUGUACAUAGAGCCCUAUACAGGGAAAGGGGCCUCCUCAUGGCAGGAGGGAAGGACAUUAAAAACUCUCAAGAAAUCCUGAACUUACUGUCCUCAGUUUGGGGACCCAAGGAGGUGGCAGUCAUCCAUUGCAGGGGACACCAGAAAGACAACUCUGAGAUAUCCAGGGGAAACCGUCUAGCCGACCAAACAGCUAGGGACAUUGCCAAAAGACCAAAGCUCCAAGGGACAAAGAACGAAGGGGGAUGGGUCCGCCUGCCCGAUGGGAGGAUCUUCCUUCCCCAGGCCUUGGGAAGGAAAAUAGUUGAGCAAACACAUCGGAACACCCACCUGGGAGGAACUAAACUGGCCGAGCUCCUCUGGAAGAGCUAUUUUCUAAAGGGACUGUAUAAACUCACUCAGGACAUUGCUCGAAGAUGCCACACGUGUGCCAGGGUGAAUCCUAACCCUAUUCAAGUUAGGGAACCUGGAGUUUGGUUCAGGGGAAGCACCCCGGGAGAGCACUGGGAGCUGGACUUUACGGAGCUACCUGCGGUGAGAGGAGGCUACAGGUACCUCCUUGUAUUAGUGGACACCUUCUCGGGUUGGCCAGAGGCAUUUGCCACCAGAAAAGAGACAGCGCAGGUAGUGGUUAAACAAUUAGUCUCUGAAAUUCUCCCCCGGUUUGGCCUACCACUAUAUUUGGGGUCUGACAAUGGUCCGGCGUUCACCGCCCAGGUCACCAAACAAUUGGCAUCCUCUCUAAAAAUUAACUGGAAACUUCAUUGCAUAUACAGACCUCAGAGUUCAGGACAGGUAGAAAGGAUGAAUCGGACCCUCAAGGAGUUUUUAACAAAACUGAGACUCGAAACUGGCGGUGAUUGGGUAAGUCUCCUCCCUUUCGCCCUCCUUCGGGCCAGAUGUACCCCUUAUUCACAGGGUUUUACCCCUUAUGAGAUCAUUUUUGGAAGGCCACCCCCAAUCCUUCCCAGGCUUGGGGAGGAACAUCUCGGGGCCAUUCACAACCAACAUCUUCUUAAGUCAUUGCAGGCACUCCAGCUUACUCGGAGAGCAAUCCAGAAGACAGUCAGAGGAGAAGAGACAGGGAGAGGUCAAACUUCCAGAAGCCCAGUCGUCGAACCUGGGGAGCUGGUCUGGGUUAAGAAGCUCAACCCCGGUCAACUUGAGCCUCGGUGGGACGGCCCAUUCACUGUUGUCCUCAGCACCCCCACAGCGGUAAAGGUUGCAGGGAAGCAACAGUGGAUCCACCACACCCGACUGAAAAAGGCAGAGGGUGACCAGAAGGGAGAAUGGAGAAUCCAACCCACGUCCGACCCUCUAAAGGUCAAAUUUUCCCUUUCCUAG
This is a messenger RNA of Pipistrellus kuhlii (Kuhl's pipistrelle), 4458 nucleotides long. RefSeq names its product protein NYNRIN-like. Gene Ontology annotation, biological process: proteolysis; DNA integration; virion assembly. The transcript is spliced from 3 exons. The record is from RefSeq and is a predicted model, not a curated record. NCBI's taxonomy places the organism in Eukaryota, Metazoa, Chordata, Mammalia, Chiroptera, Vespertilionidae. Gene Ontology annotation, molecular function: aspartic-type endopeptidase activity; RNA-DNA hybrid ribonuclease activity; nucleic acid binding.